UUACUUGUAUCACUCGUAACUGAGAACUCGCAUGUUAACAGUACGUAAAUACACGGUCGGGUCCUAAUGGAUACAUUGUUUUUUAAUUUUGAUAAUUACUUAUAAUAUUAAUAAUCCAAUGGUUUUGAGUGUAAGGUGUCCUUCGAAUUUUGAGUUCUCACUAAACAGUACUAGCUAAUAACUAUAACAUUAAAAUAUUUAAUUGCAAUAUAUACUAUUGGUUAUUGUAUGUGUAUUGUGUAAAUAUACCUUAUCGAACUAUAAUAUUACAAUAAUACAAUUACAAACAUUGAGUCAGAUAAUACGUCAUACGUGUACCCGACUAACAACUGAUAUUUCGUCGGAAUCGGAUAACUCGUCGUCAAAGAAGUUAGCAAAUUCAAUUUUUGAAAACUUUUGGAAAAAUGGACGUUGAAGACGUUUUAAGCGAUGUGGUCACCAUGGAAGAUUUAAAGAAAUUUGAAAGAGAAUAUCAUAAUCAACUCACUACAGGAACUGUUACACAAGAAGCAAAGUUUCAUUAUGCUUGGUGCUUAGUGAGAAGCAAUUAUCCAGCUGAUAUCAGAAAAGGACUCAUAUUAUUGGAACAGUUGAUCAAACAUGAAGCUAGUGAUGAAGAUUCUAAACGAAAUUACCUUUAUUACUUAGCAUUAGGAAAUUCAAGAAUUAAAGAAUAUAGUACAGCUCUACAAUUUAUCAAAGCAUUUUUGCACAUGCAACCUGAAAAUAUGCAAGCACAGAACUUGUUGGUCACCAUUCAAAAGAAAAUGGAAUCCGAUGCACACAAAGGAAUGGCAGUGGCUGGAGCUUUAGCAUUAGGCCUUAGUGCUGUUGUUGGUAUUGGGUUUGCAUUGGCAAAAACCUUAAAAAAGUAAUCAUUCCAUUAAGUUAAAUCUAUUGAUUACAAUUUUAUUCCUGUAUAUAUUCCAAACUGUUAAAUUGAUUUAAGCUUAAAAUUUAUUACUGAUUUAUAAGCCAAACAUAAUUCAAUAUAAUAUAACAAAAUAUAUCAUGUACAUAUUAAUACCCUCAUGCAUUACAUGAUUGUAUUUAGCAAACAUCUUAGAUAAUAAUAAUAAUAAUAAUAAUAAUAAUAAAAAUAUACAAAAAUAAAAAACCAGUUACCUAUUAUGCUCUAGUUGUAUUAAAGACAUGCACAAUGAUUAUUGUUUUUAAAAUACAUUUUUAUACUAAAAAAAAAAUCAUAUUAUUUGUUUAUAAAAACAUUACCUUUUAGCUUUAUUAUGUUGAUACUAUGAAUAUUAAUGUCAUUGAUGCAUAUUUACUAUUUAGUUAUUAAUUAUUUCUAUAAUAUAACUGUAAAUUGUGAUUUAUAACUUAAUUCAAAAUAAUUAAAAGUUGUGAAGAUAAGUAAUAAUAUGCUUGGUAAAUGUUAAUUAUUAUUUGUUAUCUAUCUAAGAAUAGUUUGGAGUACAAAAUAUUUAUUGUUUUACAUACAGUGUAUGUAAACAUAUAAAUAUAUAAUAGUGUGAUAUGUGUGUAUUUUACACAAUAUCUAAAUAUGUAGUUCAAAAUUUAAUUUUUGUAGUUUGUUUUACAAUGAUGAUAAUGCAUUUUUGUUAUAAUAAGUUACAUUAAAUUAUAUAAGAACAUUUACAUUUACAAUUGUAUCAUCUGGACUGUUUUACUUUUAUGAGUUUUAAAAUUUAUCUAAGGUCUGAAAACUUAAUAUAUAUAUAUAUUUCAUAUGACAGAGUAGAGCAACAAAUUUAAACAUGUAAAUAUUAACAGAAACAUAUAAAAAAAAUAUAUAUAUAAAUAAAAAUAAAAAUAAAAGUAGGUUAUAGGCUAUAAAUUAAUGUCCAGAUUUCGUAUCCAAUUAACUACGUCCACGUUAGCUGUAUGGAUAUCAUUUAAAGUGCCUUUGAAUGAACGGAUCGGGCAUUCAGUUGCUAUAUGGGGAAUUGUUUGCUUGUCAUUCCCACAGUCACAUGAAGGAGUAGUAUGUAAUUUUGAAAACUUAAUAAAGGCAUAUAAUAAUAUUA
This is a messenger RNA of Rhopalosiphum padi (bird cherry-oat aphid), 2006 nucleotides long. It is a transcript of the gene Fis1, whose product is annotated as mitochondrial fission 1 protein. NCBI's taxonomy places the organism in Eukaryota, Metazoa, Arthropoda, Insecta, Hemiptera, Aphididae. Bases 405 to 875 code for a protein of 156 amino acids. The transcript is spliced from 5 exons. Gene Ontology annotation, biological process: mitochondrial fission; mitochondrial fragmentation involved in apoptotic process; autophagy of mitochondrion. The record is from RefSeq and is a predicted model, not a curated record. Gene Ontology annotation, cellular component: peroxisomal membrane; mitochondrial outer membrane. Gene Ontology annotation, molecular function: protein binding.